AUGAUAAACAAAAAUACCGCUGGAGAGCGAAUUAUAUUUACCUUUGAACGUUUAUGGGAAGACCAAUCUUUUUUCCGAAUUUUGUUUGUAGAGCCGAUUACUUUUCAAGGUCAGGAAGCUCAUUAUUUAACUAUUCCUAAAGAUACUUUUGGACAAAGAUUAAAAGGAAAAAGUUUUGAGAUAAAAUUAUGCGAUCAAAAUGAAAAGCUCGAAAAAGACCAAACAGUUAAGCAAAAUGAGGAAUCAUCUACUGAAGAAGAAGCUGAUUUUGUAGUCAAAGAAAUAAUUGCUUUUACCGUUAAACAAACUUUUGCUUACCCAGAUAGUUUUAACAUUAGCUUUGCCGAAGAAAUCCAAUAUGGCAAAAGCAAAGUAAUCGCCCUGUCCAUUUUAAAAACGCCCUCCGGAGCAGACUACCAGCAAAAAUUAUCCAUUUUCAAACGCGACCAAAGCUUUCAAUUUCUCUUUCCUGUCGGAAGCAUGAAAAUCAAGGAAAAUUCCAACUUCUCAGAAACUUUCUAUUUGGAAACCACUUUCAACAAACUUCUGGAAAUCAGAAAACUUGGGAAAGAAGAACCAGCACAUUUUUCAGGACCAAGCACUAGUCAAAAAGUAAGAGCAAAUAAAGCAACCAACCCAACCUUGGCUUCUAAAGAAAAAGCAACUGCUGACAAUUGA
Racocetra persica is the source of this 678-nucleotide messenger RNA. NCBI's taxonomy places the organism in Eukaryota, Fungi, Glomeromycota, Glomeromycetes, Diversisporales, Gigasporaceae. The record is from the annotation of a GenBank genome assembly.